Molecule: messenger RNA, 451 nt
Organism: Serpula lacrymans var. lacrymans S7.9
Lineage: Eukaryota; Fungi; Basidiomycota; Agaricomycetes; Boletales; Serpulaceae
Exons: 1
Coding region: 59-286 (75 amino acids)
Source: RefSeq, a predicted model, not a curated record
UGAAGAAGAAGAGUCAUUUUGAGGGGUCCCAGUAGGAGUGCUGCCACUUGUAGUCUGUAUGAUUGACGUGACGGUAACCUCUCCCCCACCAGAAGAAGUCGUCAGCAAGGAAGUGAGCGAUGUAGAAGUUGCUGAGGUUGUAGACGACGAGGACGCGCUUGUCGUCGUUGACAGAGAGCUGGUGGAGGUCGCGGUUGCGGAAGAAGUGGUGGUAGACGUAGAAGAUGUGGAAGUAGUGGUGGACGUUGAUGUUGUAGACGUCGAUGAGGGGGAUGUCGAUGUCUGAGACGCUGACGUCGACGUGGGGGUAGGCGUGGAUGUAGCAGACGCAGCGGGUGAGGUCGCAGAGCUAGAUUAACAAGGAAAAGGCGUCAGUGGUUGAAUCUCUGGCAAGACAUAAGAUUUACGGUGGAUUUAGAAUUGAACCUGCAAUCACAGAUGAGAUAGGUGC